CUGACGGCCUUUCACUGCGGCAGACGAGAGGUCUGCUCGGUAAACGGCACGAGGGCCUGGCUGCUCACCCGGCCCUCGGCGCCACGGGAACACGCUCCGUCUGUGCGCGGCCCGUGCUGCCGAGGCGCGGCCUGCGGGCGUGCUUGUCUGGGAGCGCGGGGUGUGCGGCGCGUGUCCCGUGUGCAGAGCGGUGAUGUGCUUCUCCUGAACCUUUCAGAAGAUGACAAAAUCCCCAAGAUGUUCCGGAGAGCCCUGGCGCAGCUGUCUCUGAACAGCAUGAAGGCCGCCAACAUCUGCAUCGGUCGCCCCGUGCUGCUCACGGCGGCGGGAGGAAGGCAGGAGGUCUGCACUGCCUGGCCCACUCCAGGCUUCCCAGGUGGGAAGAUUGGGCUGAGUGACACCACACAGAAGAGCCUGAGAGUCACUGUGGGUGAUGCUGUCACCGUGCAGCCCGUGACUGGUGCGGUCAUCCAAGCAGAGGAAGUUGCUGUGAAGAUGAGGGACAAAGAUGCCUGUAUUAAUUCUGAGGAAAUGUCUGUCUGUCUGCUGAGAAACUUAGAUGGGAAAGUUGUUUUACCAGAAAAUCUCCUGGCAUUCAGUUUCUAUGGCAAACUGUGUAACGUGGUGGUGAUGAAGGUGAAGGGGACUGACAGUCUGGAGCUGCACGCCCAGGCUGGUGCCAUUUCCAGCGAGGUGUGUGAGCCAGACCUGGAGAAAUCUGACUUGGAGAUGAGUGCGCUGGAUUUGUCCUCACAGCUCAGCAGGUUGGACAUUGAUGAAGAUCCAGAGGCUGCAUCUGCAAGCACUCCAUGCAAACCGGUGUGUCUGGUUUCACCAGUUACACCCAGUUCUGCUGCGGCAGCCGCUGGUCAAGGUUCUCAGGGAGAUGAAGCCUACGGCAGGGAGGGUGCUGCAGACCUGGCUGCUGGUUUGGAGCUGCCCAGGAAAGGAGGCGGUGAGGGGCUUCCAUCAGCUGCCAAACCUGGAGCAUUCAGCAGCACAGACACUUUUUACUACAUUUCUUCAAGAACUAGAAUCAGUUUUAUAGAUACGAGGACGAACGUAGCAGAAGAUAGUGACCACGGACCCCAAGUUACCUAUGACAUGAUAGGAGGUUUAAGCAGCCAGCUCAGAACUAUUAGAGAAAUGGUUGAACUGCCCCUCAAGCAAGCUGAACUGUUCAAGAGUUACGGAAUCUCACCUCCUAGAGGAGUGCUGUUGUAUGGCCCUCCAGGUACUGGGAAGACUCUCAUUGCCAAAGCCAUCGCAAAUGAGGUUGGCGCUCAUGUAACUGUUAUUAAUGGUCCUGAAAUAAUAAGCAAGUUUUAUGGAGAAUCUGAAUCAAGACUACGUCAGAUAUUUGCCGAAGCUUCUUUACGUCGUCCUUCUAUUAUAUUUAUAGAUGAAUUGGAUGCACUCUGUCCAAAGAGAGAAGGGGCUCAGAAUGAAGUAGAAAAGAGAAUUGUAGCCUCCUUGCUGACAUUAAUGGAUGGCAUUGGCUCUGAAGGCAGUGAAGGGCAGCUCGUGGUACUAGGGGCCACCAAUCGUCCUCAUGUGCUAGAUGCAGCACUGCGCAGACCCGGCCGUUUUGAUAAAGAAAUAGAAAUAGGAAUUCCUAACGCCCAGGACCGCCUGGACAUAUUACAGAAGCUUCUGAAGAAAGUUCCCCAUUCUCUCACAGCAGCAGAAAUGAUGCAACUGGCUGAUAGCGCGCAUGGUUAUGUGGGUGCUGACUUAGCAGCCUUGUGCAAGGAAGCAGGUCUGUAUGCGCUGCGGAGAGCUCUGGGGAAGAGAGCUCACCCCUCAGACACCGAGGUGGCUGGGUCAGUGAUGAUUGCUUUCAAUGACUUCCUGCAGGGGAUGAAGGAUGUCAGGCCCAGCGCCAUGAGGGAGGUGGCAGUCGAUGUGCCAAAAAUAUCUUGGUCCGACAUAGGAGGAUUAGAAGAUGUCAAGCUGAAAUUGAAGCAGGCAGUUGAAUGGCCUCUCAAGCAUCCCGACUCCUUCAUCCGAAUGGGGAUUCAGCCUCCAAAAGGUGUGCUGCUUUAUGGACCUCCUGGAUGCUCAAAAACAAUGAUAGCGAAAGCUUUGGCUCAUGAAAGUGGCCUCAACUUCUUGGCAGUGAAGGGACCUGAACUGAUGAAUAAAUAUGUUGGUGAGUCAGAACGAGCAGUGAGAGAGAUCUUUAGGAAAGCCAGAAUGGUGUCUCCUUCAAUUCUUUUCUUUGAUGAAAUGGAUGCCUUGGCAGUUGAAAGGGGAAACUCUUCAGGUGCUGGAAAUGUAGCAGACCGUGUCUUGGCUCAGCUGUUGACGGAAAUGGAUGGGAUAGAGCAGCUGAAGGACGUGACAGUUUUGGCAGCUACAAACAGACCGGACAUGAUAGACAAGGCUUUGCUGAGACCAGGAAGAAUAGACAGAAUUAUCUAUGUGCCUUUGCCAGAUGCAGCCACUCGUGGGGAGAUCUUCAAACUUCAUUUUCGGUCCAUGCCAAUCAGUGAGGAAAUCUGCUUAGCAGAGCUUGUUCAGCACACCCACAAGUAUUCAGGAGCAGAGAUAACAGCAGUCUGUAGAGAAGCUGCCCUGCUAGCACUUCAAGAGGACAUCAAUGCCAAAUGUAUCUUGGGAAGGCACUUUCGGGAUGCAUUGAUGGUUGUGACACCAAGAAUUCCCGAUUCCUUAAUCCAGUUUUAUGCAGAUUAUCAGCAGCAAAGUGGACUGCAUGCGCUUUGAAAGGCAAACCAAUACAUAUGCCUGUUCAUGGUGUGAAUAGCAAAUUUCCUUUGUAAAGCUGACAAAAGCCAAAGAAUUUUGCAUUGUACAUGGAAUGUCCAACAUUAACUCAAAUGUGAAAUCAUCAUAAUAAAUGCCCAUGUGGAUUUUUUAAGUGUAACAGAAA
Meleagris gallopavo (turkey) is the source of this 2893-nucleotide messenger RNA. Lineage: Eukaryota; Metazoa; Chordata; Aves; Galliformes; Phasianidae. The record is from RefSeq and is a predicted model, not a curated record.